ACUUAUUAAAUAGGUCGAAAUGGAGGCCUUACUAUUCAUGCGGUUUGUCACCUAUUUAAGCAUAGUAGGCCUGGGAGUGAAUGCUUAUGUAAAAAGAUCAGCAAACGAUACUACAAUUACAUCAACUUCAACCACAACCAGACCCUUCAUUAAUCGGUUUGAUCCAAUGAACAUGAAUUACAACGCGCCAAUAGAUAUGACCUGGGUUGAAUUAGGGUAUGAUCCUAACUUUAAUGGCCAACAAACAGUACCUGCGACGCUUGAUGGUCUUCCUGGAGCCAGGCAGAAUAAUAAGCUGUUCUUCAACCAGGCGGAGAAGGCACUUGAUCUGGUUCCGCUGUCUAUUUCUAAUGCGCUAUUCAACAAAAUAAGAACUUCGGCGGUAGCGGACGAAGACUUUCUGUUGAUGUCAAACCUGAUUAUGGCAUCGUUGUCGGAUGCCUUCAUAUCAUCCAUGUCCAUUGCACAACAAGAUAGGGCAGUGCAGAGCAGAAUGGCGGGAGUCAUGGGUCUGAAUCACUUGAUACAACGACGUCUGGCUCAACAACCUCCUAGCACGAGGGAUAACGAAGAACUGUUUGGCGUGGACUCUGUCAGGUGUGGAGUGCUUCUGUGGAAGCUGAGGGACUCCUCUUUGGACCAGCGCCUGGUUCCCUAUGACUCACUAUUUGAACUGCCUCUGGACCAGAUGAAACCUCUCAAGCAGUUCCUGCCCGGUUUGACCCUAACAAUGGCUCGUAGUUUCUUGACAUCAAUUUCAACGGAUGCAGAAGGAAAAACUGCCCUUGUAAUUGAUUCUUUUCCUGGAACGACCGCUGAUUGGCUGAGACACAGAGGUGUUUGCUCGUCUCUCUUUCUCGCAGUGUACAACAACAUUGCAGCUCAAGCAGACCAGUGGAACCCUCCAGGAUACGAUAACCUCAAGGACAAAAUUGUGCCUAUGUUCUCUUGUGUUAAGCCUUCGUACCUACUCAGGUUCCGAUUCAACGAGUUGUGGCCGAUGAUUGACGAGUUGAGCUCGGUGGAUCUGGACUGGCAGCGAGGUUCGGCCAUCGUUCAGCAGAUAUUCGAGACAUCUCAGUCUAGUGACUAUAACGACCAGUUCUUUGUUCGAUUGAACCAGCUGAAUAGAUUCCUGACGAUUGACUUGAUUCAAACUCAUCGCUUUGACGAUAUAUUUAUGAAUGCUCUCCUGACCAAAAAUUCACUUGUCGCAAUUUCGGACCAGACAAAUGAUCCUCUGCUUUUGGAGUGGCUAUACUCUGAAGUGCGAUCUGAGUUGUACCCGAACCCUCUGAGUGGGAUCACUUCAUCUGUGGACAUGUACACUCUGGGCACUAUGGUGGCCGCCAUGACUGUCGCAGACAUUCGCUCGUUCCAACCACGGGCAGUGAAAGAGAACGUGGGUGCAUUCCAGUCCAAGGGACUCACGCCUGGACAGAUGGUGACCCUGGUGGACAUAUACAUGACAGAAGGCAACUUUGAUGUCCUUACUUUGAAUAGCAGAGACCUGGAGAAUUUGAGACGUCUGAUUCCGUUUCUAAACUACAACAGAUUCAUAACCAUGUUGAAUAGCAGAGACCUGGAGAAUUUGAGACGUCUGAUUCCGUUUCUAAACUACAACAGAUUCAUAACCAUGGAAGUCAGCACCAUCAACUUGCAACUGGUGCUGUUGAAGGAUCUAGCUGUCAGAUCGAGACACAAGUUCCCACUCACUCCAGCACAGAAAUUCGCCAUCAGCGGACAGCUGACUGUUUCAACAUCGAAAAGUCUCACGGAGAUGGUUGUUACGUCACUGGGUCCGGAGUUGUCCAUGGAAUUGCCUCCCCAAGUGUUCCUCUCUGAACUGCAGUCUCUGUCCCAGUUGGGGUUUGAAGUCAAUGACAAUGGAGAGGUGCAAUUGACAUCUGCCAUGGGAGAAAAAGUUGCCAGUCAAUCGUGGUCUGAUUUCCAGAAAACUGUCAUCUACAAGCUGUACCGAAAAGAAGCGGGGCCUCUUACCAAUGUGAACGAGAAAGCUCUACUGCAGUUGAAGAAAUUAGCCUCGGGAAUAACAACUCAAGACAUAUUUUCGAGUCAGUUCUCAAGUGUGAUAGGAAUAACUAACGCGGUCAUGACUAAUGGAGGCAACAUGGGCAAGGCGUGGCUACUCUCCCUCCAGAUCAGAAGGGCGUUCGCGGCCAUGUACGGAUUGAGGAGUAUCGAUGAAUUUGACUUGAGUCUGCUCGGAACGGCUAAUUUGAUGGCACUCGACGGACUCACUCUCAGAAUGUUCAGUGUGAAAGAGAUGGAAGGUCUUAAUGCUGCCGACUGCCAAGAUGUGAUCAGCAAAAUUGGUGGCCUCGAAGACGUCUACCUGAUACCACAUCCGAAGAGAAGAGAGCUAGUCUGCUUCUACAUUGAGAGGUGCAGGUUCGACUACUCGCCCUCGCAGAGGAAUUUUGUACCAUCUUCCUCCUCGUCUAUUCUGCAGAACUACAAUCCCGAUGACCCAAGAAUCAACAGACGAGAGUACAGAUACGCCAGGAAAGUUUUUAACUACUGUGAUGACCUUUCCCCUGUAUCAUUGACCUCGGGUGACUUCGAGAUACUAGGUCAUUUGGCCUGUGACAUCCCAGCCUCAGUGAUAGAUGCUCCCAACUUUCCAACGGAUGUGCUGUGGAUGUUUCACGACUGCUGGUUCACAGAAGCACAGGGCAAGGCACUCUUCAAAAAACUCACUACUGGAGACAACCAGGAGCUACUCUAUACGGACACCACCAUAGCGCAACUGUCCCAUUCUCUGUGCAGCAUAGUACCGCCACAACACGCAACAGUGAUGCGCAGCAAACGCUACAGAAAGGAGAUCAUAGACUUUGUUCAGUACUCCUACGUCUUAGCCAAGAAAAUGCAAGAGACGUACGGGCUGACGAAGAGACACCUGAAUAAAGAUAUCUUCUGGCAAGUGGAGUUUGGGGUCCUUAUUAAUUCAGUUCUUGGUGUGACUUUAUGUCAAAGAAUAAAUUGA
Symsagittifera roscoffensis is the source of this 3007-nucleotide messenger RNA. RefSeq lists its product as uncharacterized. The record is from RefSeq and is a predicted model, not a curated record. Lineage: Eukaryota; Metazoa; Xenacoelomorpha; Acoela; Convolutidae. The coding region runs from base 20 to 3007 and encodes 995 amino acids. The transcript is spliced from 17 exons.